This is a messenger RNA of Thlaspi arvense, 3819 nucleotides long. Lineage: Eukaryota; Viridiplantae; Streptophyta; Magnoliopsida; Brassicales; Brassicaceae. The record is from the annotation of a GenBank genome assembly.
AUGAACGAUGAGAGUAUUAAAGAUGACAUCAUUGACUUGCUCCUCAAGAUGGAAAGGGGAGAGACUGGACUUGGAGAGUUUCAACUUACUCGAAACCAUACCAAAGGGAUUCUUCUGAAUGUUCUUAUUGCUGGAGUAGACACAUCUGGUCACGCAAUAACAUGGGUGAUGACGCAUUUGAUUAAGAACCCAAGAGUUCUGAAGAAAGUGCAAGCCGAGGUGAGAGAAGUGAUAAAAAACAAAGACAAUAUCACAGAAGAAGACAUAGAAAGACUCGAGUAUCUCAAAAUGGUGAUUAAAGAAACACUUAGGAUAAACCCACUUGUGCCCCUUCUAGUUCCAAGAGAGGCUUCAAAAGAUUUAAAGAUCGCUGGUUAUGACAUUCCAGAGAAAACAUGGAUCCAUGUCAACAUGUGGGCUGUUCAUAGGAAUCCAAAUGUUUGGAAAGAUCCAGAAGCUUUCGUACCCGAGAGGUUUAUGGAUAACCAGAUUGACUAUAAAGGUCUAAGCUUUGAGCUGUUGCCGUUUGGUAGUGGAAGGAGGAUGUGUCCAGGUAUCGGUAUGGGUAUGGCUUUAGUACACUUGACUCUCAUCAACCUUCUUUACCGUUUUGAUUGGAAGCUUCCGGAAGGAAUGGAGGUGGAAGAUGUUGAUCUUGAAGAAUCAUAUGGACUUGUGUGUCCUAAGAAAGUUCCACUUGAGCUUAUCCCGGUCAUUACCAAUAAAUUGAGGCUUGAAGCAGCAGAUUACUUCCCGGUUAUUGGUAGAUUAAUCGACAGGCUCACGGGGUUACAUGGCAAAUGUGAGAAGGUUUUCAAAGCCAUGGAUACAUUUUUCGAUCAAGCUAUAAAACAUCAUCUAGAAGAUGAGAGUAUUAAAGAUGACAUCAUUCACUUGCUCCUCAAAAUGGAAAGAGGAGAGAUUGGGCUUGGGGACUUUCAAAUUACACGAAACCACACCAAAGGAAUUCUUCUGAAUGUUCUUGCUGCUGGAAUCGACACUUCUGCUCAAACUGUGACAUGGGUGAUGACGCAUUUGAUUAAGAACCCUAGAGUUAUGAGGAAAGCGCAAGCCGAGGUGAGAGAAGUGAUCAAAAACAAAGACGACAUCACAGAAGAAGAUAUAGAAAGACUCGAGUAUCUCAAAAUGGUGAUUAAAGAAACACAUAGGAUCAACCCACUUGUGCCCCUUCUAGUUCCAAGAGAGGCUUCAAAAGAUAUAAAGAUCGCUGGUUACGACAUUCCAAAGAAAACAUGGAUCCACGUCAACAUUUGGGCUAUUCAUAGGAAUCCAAACAUUUGGAAAGAUCCAGAAGCUUUCAUCCCCGAGAGGUUCAUGGAUAACAAGAUCGACUAUAAAGGUCUACACUUUGAGCUGUUGCCGUUUGGUAGCGGAAGGAGGAUGUGCCCUGGUAUGGUUAUGGGUAUGGCUUUGGUACACUUGACCCUUAUCAAUCUUCUCUACCGAUUCGACUGGAAGCUUCCAGAAGGAAUGAAGGUGGAAGAUGUUGAUCUUGAAGAAUCAUUUGGACUUGUGUGUCCUAAGAAAGUUCCACUUGAGCUUAUCCCGCUAGGCGAUUUAAACAGGCCCAAUAUUACAAAAGGCCCUGAAAUUACUCGAAAUUGCGUCGCCCAUAAAUCAAAACCCGAUAAUUUGUCGGAAAGGAGAAAAACAAAAAAAAAAAACAAUUCAGAGCAGAAUUUAGUGAGGGAAGAGAAAGAGAGAGUUGAAUCGAGAGGAAGAACAAUGGAUCCAGAGCAAGUUGACGAGUUCGUUAUUGGUUACUUGAAGAAGAAAGGCUUCAAUAGCUUUGCUAAAGGCGUUGAAGAAGGUCUUCACCAGAACAAUGGUGGUAGCAGCUUCAGUUCUAUCGAUUAUCAUAACGACCUCACUAAGCUCAUUCGCUCCUUUUCCCAAUCAGAAGAUGAUCCAACUCGGUACCGUGAGAGUUACAGCAAGCUAAGGUCAUGGGCGUAUAACUCACUGGAUCUAUAUAAGCAUGAAUUGCUCCGAGUGAUGUAUCCCGUGUUUAUUCAUUGUUACAUGGAUCUGGUUGGUAAAGGACACACUCAAGAAGCGAGAGCCUUCUUUAACAGCUUCCGCAAAGAUCAUGAAAUGAUACAUUUACGGGAUCUUCAGAAGCUGGAAGGCGUUCUUGCUCCAUCUCAUCUAGAGGAGAUGGAGUUUGCUCGUUCUCUUAGACAAAGCAAGGGCAACAUCAAAAUCUGUCAGUAUUCAUAUGAUCUGUUGCUUCAGUAUCUACAUAGGACAGAAUCUACUUUAAUGCUUGGUAUUAUUAACGAGCACAUCAAUUUCCAAGUCUACUCGGGGCAGCCUAAUUCCGCAUCUGAUGACGUAGAUGCUGUCACCAUUGUUGGGAGUUUUCAGGACACAGCUAAUCACAUCAAUCAAAAAGAAAUACAGUGGGGAUUGCUUGAAGACUCGCUAGAAGAUCGCCUUGAGAAGACGGGAGGUCUACUGUCUGAUUCUGAGAAGGGACAAGGAGAAAGUAAAGACGGGGACAUGGAUGAUAGUAAGAAAAGAGCCACCGAAAUCGGAAAGCAAGGCUCGUCCUUAAAAAAGUUAAAGAAGGACAAAGCAGGAAAUGCAACAGCAAAAGUUGCACGUCAGGAGACCAGCACAGUGUUGCCGGCUCCACGUGUAAAAUCAGAACUUGCCUUGCCAGUAAUGUCUACAGAUGUAGAGCAAUCCAUCCUUGAAGACCUGAGAAACCGCGUGCAGCUGAGUAGUGCCGCAAUGCCAUCUGUCAGCUUUUAUACAUUUGUUAAUACUCAUAACGGGUUAAACUCUGCAUCUAUAUCUCAGGAUGGAUCUCUGGUUGCUGGUGGGUUCUCGGAUUCAUCGAUAAAGGUGUGGGACAUGGCGAAGAUAGGACAAGCGGGCAGUGCUUUGCAGGGUGAAAAUGACACAAAUGAUCAAACUGUUGGACCAAAUGGCAGAAGAAAUUAUACAUUACUGCUGGGCCACUCAGGACCAGUUUACUCGGCCACUUUCAGUCCUCCUGGAGAUUUUGUUUUAUCUUCUUCAGCAGACACAACAAUACGGCUGUGGAGCACAAAACUAAAUGCCAAUCUCGUGUGCUACAAGGGUCAUAAUUACCCUGUAUGGGAUGUCCAGUUUAGUCCUUUCGGACAUUACUUUGCAAGUUGUUCACAUGAUCGUACUGCGCGGAUUUGGUCGAUGGACCGAAUACAACCUUUGCGGAUAAUGGCAGGGCAUCUAUCUGAUGUUGAUUGGCAUCCCAAUUGUAACUACAUUGCAACCGGUUCUAGUGAUAAGACGGUUAGACUCUGGGAUGUCCAAACAGGGGAAUGUGUCAGGAUAUUCAUUGGGCACAGGAGUAUGGUUUUAUCACUGGCGAUGUCACCAGAUGGGAAAUAUAUGGCUUCCGGUGAUGAAGAUGGCACCAUAAUGAUGUGGGAUCUCUCAACAGCUCGCUGCAUCACACCUCUCAUGGGCCAUAAUUCAUGUGUCUGGAGUCUCUCUUACAGUGGCGAGGGCUCUCUUCUGGCUUCUGGAUCCGCGGACUGCACAGUGAAACUGUGGGACGUCACCUCAAGUACCAAAUUGACAAAGGCCGAGGAAAAAAAUGGGAACUCAAACAGACUGCGCUCACUCAGGACUUUCCCCACCAAGUCCACACCAGUUCACGCUCUCCGAGAGCGCUCUCUAAACCCGCAAGCUGAUCAAACCAAUGGUCAUCUGAUAGUAGCUGCUUUUACAUUCUUAGAAGCUGUUGUAGUUCAGAAGGAAUCAGUUGUAGAAUAUAGCCCUCUUGAUACUCUCAGUAUCUCCGAA